Molecule: messenger RNA, 3825 nt
Organism: Stomoxys calcitrans (stable fly)
Lineage: Eukaryota; Metazoa; Arthropoda; Insecta; Diptera; Muscidae
Gene: dco
Product: discs overgrown protein kinase
Exons: 3
Coding region: 912-2258 (448 amino acids)
Biological process (GO): endocytosis; signal transduction; peptidyl-serine phosphorylation
Cellular component (GO): nucleus; cytoplasm
Molecular function (GO): ATP binding; protein serine/threonine kinase activity
Source: RefSeq, a predicted model, not a curated record
GUGAAAAAGAAAUCAAAGAAAAAUUCUAAAAGUAACAUAACGCAAAGCUUUGUAUACGUAAAUGAAAAAAGGUGAAGGUGAGACCACAAAAAAAUAGCAUAUGAGAGCAAAAGCAAAUACAUGAAAUGUGUAGCAGCGAGGUUAAAGCAAUUUUGCGGAAAGUGAAAAUUUGUUGCCAAGUUUUAUGUUAGAGUGAAGCAUUUAAAUUUUGUGAAUAUUAUUGCAUGACUUCGGAAAUUAUAUUUUUUUUGAAAGAAGGAAGGAAAAAUAUGUUUCUUACGAAAGAAAAAAAUGUAUGCUAAAAAGUGUCAAAUGCAGUGACAAUCAGAAAUGUGCAGUCCCUUGAUGAGCGUUAGACGAAAAGAGACAAACAUAUAACAGCGUCUCGAGUGCCCAGUGUGUGUAGAUUUAAGUCUCAUUUUCGAUAUCCAAAGAAGAAAAAGAAAAAAUUAAACUUCCGGACGGACAUCGUCGACUUUGCCAUCGUUCGAAGGCGACGGAGAAUUCGAACAAGAUUGUUUGUGUAUAUAUAUCGCGUUGGGAAGCAGAAGGGAUACAUAAUAACUAAUACACUGUAAGAGACACAUAACACACACUUGCAUCCACAAUUGCUCCGCCGCCAGCGUGUAAAAAUUCACCAGCAUCAGCACCACCACCACAACCACUACCCCCUUCCAAGUAGAACUAAAAUCUGAAUUUAUUUAACGAACAACAACAAGUUGUUAUAAAACAUAGGACGCCCAAAAGACAAGGAAAGGAGGAGGAGAGAAGAGGAAACGCCAUCAUCAGAGGGUGAGGCUCUGAUCUGAUCACCUCUCGCUCGCUUGUGCUGCAACAGCACAUCGCAAACAUAAGUGUAACCUGCACAUACACACACACACCCACCCCCCCAUACACAUACAGACAACACAAUGGAGUUACGUGUUGGCAAUAAAUAUCGUCUUGGACGCAAAAUUGGCUCCGGUUCCUUUGGUGAUAUCUAUUUGGGCACAACAAUAAACACAGGCGAAGAGGUGGCCAUUAAAUUAGAAUGUAUACGCACCAAACAUCCCCAGUUACACAUUGAAUCGAAAUUCUAUAAAAUUAUGCGCGGCGGCAUUGGCAUACCGCGCAUAAUAUGGUGUGGCAGUGAAGGCGACUAUAAUGUUAUGGUUAUGGAGUUGUUGGGCCCCUCCCUGGAAGAUUUAUUUAAUUUCUGCAAUCGCCGUUUCACACUGAAGACGGUACUGCUGCUGGCCGAUCAAAUGAUAUCACGCAUCGAUUUUAUACAUUCGCGUGAUUUUAUACAUCGAGACAUAAAACCGGACAAUUUCCUAAUGGGCUUGGGAAAGAAGGGCAAUUUGGUGUACAUAAUUGAUUUUGGGCUGGCGAAAAAGUUCCGUGAUUCCAGAUCCAUGAAGCACAUACCAUAUCGGGAAAACAAAAAUCUAACGGGCACCGCACGCUAUGCAUCCAUUAACACACAUUUAGGAAUCGAACAGUCAAGGCGUGAUGAUCUCGAAUCAUUGGGCUAUGUAUUAAUGUAUUUCAAUUUGGGCGCCCUGCCCUGGCAAGGACUGAAAGCGGCAAAUAAACGACAGAAAUAUGAGCGUAUUUCCGAAAAGAAACUAUCGACCACAAUAGUGUCGCUGUGUAAAGGCUUCCCUAGUGAGUUUAUCAACUAUUUGAACUACUGCCGGCAAUUGCAUUUCGAACAACGCCCCGACUACUGUUAUCUACGCAAACUGUUCCGCAAUCUAUUUCAUCGUCUGGGCUUUACAUACGAUUAUGUAUUCGAUUGGAAUUUGUUGAAAUUCGGUGGACCAAGGAAUCCGCAGGCCUUGCAACAGGCCCAAGAUGGCAAUGGCGGACAUCAGACGGCCCAAGAUGGCAAUGGACCACAGACGCAACAACAACAGCCCACACAGCAACAAGCACAUCAGCACAAUCAAAACCAAAUAAGCAGUGCUGUGGCGGCCACAGUAGGUGGCAGCGGCGGUGGCGCUGCACAACAACUGAUGAGCACUGGCGGUGCUGGAGGCCAAACAUUAGUUAGCAGUAGCGGUGGUGGUGGUGGUGGCGGCAUAAUGGGUGCAGGCUCCCAAAUGCUGGUUGGCGGCGGUGGCAACGGCGGUCUCACCAUGGACGAUUCAAUGGCAGCCACAAAUUCAUCGCGCCCUCCCUACGAUACACCUGAACGUCGUCCCUCGAUUCGCAUGCGCCCUGGCGGUGUUGUACAACCGGGUGGCGUGGUGGCCGAUAUAAGAAAUGCAAAAUAAUAUCUUAUCUUUUAGAUUUCUAUCAAUCUAUCAUCUACUAUUUCAUAUAUUAUGUUUAUACCUAUCUACUAUCUAAUAUAUAUAUAUACUUGCGCUCGUCACUAAAUUUAGACACUUGGUUUGGGGGAAGAAAAAAAAAAACAAAAACCCAAACAAAAACGAAGUGGCAACAACGGCGGCACACAACGAGAACGCACUUGUUUGAUUGUUUGUUGGAUGGUGAGUGCGCCUUCACAAUAUGGUGUCUGUAUGAGGCCCCUGUGAUGAGAUAAAUCGGCUGUCUGCACGUUGGUUGUUUCGUUUGUCUUGACUGUCUUGGCUGUCUGUCUGUCCGUCAGCAGCAGUAUAGUAGUGAGCAAGUGUGUAUGUCAACACCACUCCUCCCCAAAAACCAUGCCCCUGCCCUUACCACCACCACCCUAAACUCUCUCACACACACACACACACAUACAUAGAUACAUACAUACAUACAUACAUCUAGUUUGUAGAACCUUGUAUAUUAUUUUUAGAUGUUUUUAUUAAUUUCAUUAUUAACAAAACGCAAUUAUAAGUCUUUACUUUUUUUUCAUAGAAUUUGUGAAAAAAAGGAAGCAAAGGAAAACAAAAUUUCAUUUAAAUGUUCAAAGAAUUAGAAUUUUUAUGUUUAUUUAUACUAUAAUGGAAAUAUGCAAUUAGUUACUCUUUUGUUAUGUUUUUUGUUUUAAUUGCAAAUUCUUAAGUUUCAAUGCAUAGGAGAAACACCAGUUUAAAACAAGAAGCGCUUGAGGGAAAUCAGGCCAGACUUGCUUGUUUUGCCAUUGGACGCCAACUCUCCCUUUGAUGAGUGCUCAGUGUGUGUGGACAACAUUCAAGAGGAGUGAAAUUCUAAGGCAAGUUUAGCUUAAUUUUCUUCUCAGCAGCUAUUUAAACAUGGGUUUGAACUAGAUUUUCCUUUUUUGUUUUUUUUUUUUAAUUUCCCCCACUUACAAAAAAAACAAAAACUAAAUUCAAUGUAUAGAAAUGCUUUAAUUUGAAGUGAACAGAAACAAAAACAAAAACUAAUUUAAAUUAAAUAAAAAAAUAUAAAACAUAAUAAUUAAAUAAUUAAUUAUAAAGCUUAUUGUAAUUUUAUACAAAUAAAUGAAGUUUAUCCGAAAAAGAAAACAGAACACAUUAAAACCCUAAAAAACAACACUGUAUCACACUCUCUCUAUAGAAAGAUAUAUUAACAAAACAGAAAAUAUCAAAUCAAAGUCUUAAAGAUUUUUAAUUUUUCCCAAAAUCCUGCUAUAAAAAAGGGUAAAAAAAAUAUUUCCCUAAAAGGCACUAUAUAAGAAAUUUAAAAUAUAUAUUUUUUUUUUUAUAUUACAAAAUAAGUUUUCAGACUCACACCAACACACAUACACAACUCUAUAUCCCAGUAUGCAGAGAAAGGAGCAUAUCUUAAAUGUGUAUUAUGGACCGCCCUUAAAAAAUUCACUUUCUCCCAAUCUUUUCUUUGCUCGUUCUUUUCUUUUCACCAAUCGACUAGAAAUCCUUCAUUCAUAAAUAUUUUUGUGUAACAAUAGAAGUGUAUUUUUUUAACAAA